UAGUACGAGACUGAACUUGAAAGUCGUGGUUUGUUGACACAUUUUUUUCACUUAACCCUAAUUAAAUUUUUUUCCGCAUAAUUUUGUUUAAAAAAAAUGUACGAUAGACAGUCGAGCGGAAUUCCUCCUCCAUGGAAGGGACGAAAAUACAAAAGAAUUCAUCACGAAAAUCUCGAUGCGGUCCUGAAAGAACUCGGCGUCAAUGCAGUUUCGCGAAAAUUAGUGGGACGCGUGCCGAUUGCCGUUCGUCUCAUAAAACAGCAAGACGAGUAUGUGUGGCGCGAAGAAAUUCCCUUCAAGACACACGAAAUUGUUUUCCGGGAAAAUGUGGAAUUUACGCAGCAACGAGCACUGCUGCGGAAUAAUGUACGGGCAAUUAUGCGCUUCGAGGGCGAGGAUAAUUGUCGACUUGUGCACAAUCAAAUGGGCGAUCCACGCAUCGAAAUUAUCAAUGAUUUUACGGAGGAUGAACUUGUGCAGUGACAGUCAAUGGAAUCGCAUGUAAGCAUUAUUACAAAGUUGUUUGAUGCAAACUAGCGAACGGAUGAUGUAAAAAAAUACUUUUUUUGUGAUCGGAUGACGCACCAUGGAAUAAUGAUGAAAAAGGACAUUUGGCACGAUAAAAAAUGUUUUUGCUAGAUUUAAAUUUUUAAUUGUGUAGUUAGAUUUUUUUAUUUUUAGAGAUUAAAUUUUAUGGAUUGAUAAAAAAGUAGAAGAAUUUCUAUUUAAAAAUUGUGUAAACAAAUGAUAUCAUAUCAUAUUGAUAAGAAAAUAAAUCCGGAUCGAAGCGGUUUUAUUUAUGACAGAUUUUUUUUCUUAUUAAUUAAUGAA
This is a messenger RNA of Culicoides brevitarsis, 831 nucleotides long. RefSeq names its product fatty acid-binding protein-like. Gene Ontology annotation, cellular component: cytosol; nucleus. The record is from RefSeq and is a predicted model, not a curated record. Gene Ontology annotation, molecular function: fatty acid binding. Bases 97 to 483 code for a protein of 128 amino acids. Gene Ontology annotation, biological process: fatty acid transport. The transcript is spliced from 2 exons. NCBI's taxonomy places the organism in Eukaryota, Metazoa, Arthropoda, Insecta, Diptera, Ceratopogonidae.